Messenger RNA from Osmia lignaria (orchard mason bee), 2272 nucleotides. NCBI's taxonomy places the organism in Eukaryota, Metazoa, Arthropoda, Insecta, Hymenoptera, Megachilidae. The record is from RefSeq and is a predicted model, not a curated record.
GAGGAUUUUAUGUUUUGUAUGUGACUAUCCUGUAAGAUGUACAUAUGUUUGUAUGUACAUACAUAUACAUAUAUAAGUACUUACUCACAUCCAUAUAUAUUUGCGUCAUAAGAAAAGUGGAAUCUACGAUUAAACAUCAAACACCAGUAAUUUGCAGUAGUUGUAAAAGGUAAUUGUUACAUGAAAUUGGUAAAGUUGACGGAUGCAGUGUUGGUUCUGAUAAUUUAUGUAAAUGGUUUUUAUACCUAAUGUAUUGAUAUGUUAAAGAAAAAAAAAGGACGGACCUUUAAAUCAUAAAAGAAACAAGUGUGUAAAUUAUCCAAAAUAAAAGACGCUUGUAACUAAAUAUAAACAGUUGUAUAUAAUUACCUGUUGAAGUUUGUAUCCAAUAUUAGUGAAAAAUAUGUUGAAACAAAGUAACUUUUUUACGCACAACAUUGGUAUAGCAUGGAAGACGUUUGUUCGAGAAUCUUGCGAUGUUUCCCCGAUACCCUCGGAAAAGAAGGAACAUCGUUUAAAUUUUCAAGACAACCAAGCAAAAGAAGCUUACGAGGAAAUUAUACAUGAAAAGAACGAUGUAAACAUAAAGUUACAGCAUAAGCACUGUAAACAGAAAUCGUUUGUUACUCAAAAUGCAACUGACAUGCCAGUUUCAAUGAAUGGCAGCAAUGAAAAAGUUAAAUAUAAUUCAAGAACUGAUGAAAAGGUGACGAUUAAUGCUAUAUUGAAAGCAGUAGAACAAAAGGAUUUUGAAUUUUUAUUGAAGCACAUGACACAUGACAAUGUUAAUCUGAUGGAUGAUUUUGGCUGGACACCUCUUAUGUCGGCUGCAUAUUGUGGCCACUUAGAUAUUGUAGAAUUUUUAUUAAACCUUGGUGCUAACAGGAAAGUGAAAGAGAAAUCUGGCCUUACUGCAGCACAAUUGGCAUUGAAAAAAAAUUAUUUAAACAUAGUUGCCUUACUCAAAAAGAGAACACAAUCUAUUACUAAUAAAACGUUAGCAGAAACAGAUGCAUAUACAUCAGAAAUAAAUACUGAUGCUGCAGCAGAUAAGAAGUCAGAUGAUAAUAAUGAAAUCAUAUAUCACAAUAUUGAUAAUGAAAAGAAUUGCCCAAGCAAAAGUACAGGGUUUUAUUGUGAUAUUUGUGAAGUUCACUUUUAUGACACAACUUGGAAGAAACAUCAAACAUCUACAUUACAUAUUUUUAACUCCAAGCCAAAACUACCAAGUACAAUGUAUGGAAUAUCAAAACAAAAUAAGGGCUAUCAAAUGCUGUUAAAUCAUGGAUGGGAUGAAGAAUGUGGUCUUGGACCAUCAGGAAAAGGAAUAAAGUAUCCUGUUAAAACCUGUUUAAAAACUGAUAGAAAAGGAAUAGGCCAACCGAAUGAGAAAGAAUACAGAGUAACACAUUUCAAACCUGGAGAUAUUGCAGCAAUUGGUAGUCCUAAAAUGCUUAAGCAAAAGGGCUUAAAAAAGAAAGAUAGGGAAAAAUUACUAAGUAGGGAAGUUAGAAAAGAAAAAGCGCUACGUAUUAUGAAACUUGAUCAAGAGAAAGCUUUAAAACACAUACAGCAAGUAGAAGAAAAAGCAGGGGAGAUUCUUACAGAUAGGCAGGAAAUAAUUGCUUUAGACAAAAGAAGAAAUGACGAUAGAGUUGGUAUGAGAGCACUACAGAAGGCAGGCAGUAACAAAACUUGGAUAACUGUUGGACCAUUAUUACUUAAAAUGUCAUCCAAAACUGCAGAAGAAUUACUUGUAAAAGAUCAAAAGGAAUGUGACAUUGAAAUUAAUAAAAUAAGAAGUAAUUUAAAAAUUAAAGUGAAUGAAUUGCGGGAUUUAGAACUUAAUCCACCUGUUCCAGGCUUGAUGUUACAGCCCAUGUCUCAUAAAGAGAUGUCAGCAAUAAAGCAAGUCUUAGGUUCUUAAAUGUAUACAAGUACUUUAUUGUUAAAAGAUGCUGCUUCUAAGUCAAUUUAUAUAAAUAUUAAUUAAGUAUUGUGUGAAAUUUGUACAAAUUUAUUAUAAGAAUGUAAAAGCACUAAUGAAACAUAAUAGUAAUAAGUGUUUGUACAAUUGUAAUGUUAUGUAUGCUUUAAAAAGAAAUUUCUUUAAAAAUCCCUCUGAGUGUUGUUUUACUUUAGUCGUAUUAUGUAUAUUUUAAGAUGUUAAAUUAGUAUAAACGUUUUUAGUGCCUUUGGUACAAUGGGCGCUCUCAAUUGUCCGCAUAAUAUUACGUACGGUUCAUACAAUAAAUCUUAAUUGUUAAUUUAA